Dipodomys spectabilis (banner-tailed kangaroo rat) is the source of this 2796-nucleotide messenger RNA. RefSeq names its product ELOVL fatty acid elongase 4 (gene Elovl4). The transcript is spliced from 6 exons. The record is from RefSeq and is a predicted model, not a curated record. Gene Ontology annotation, molecular function: fatty acid elongase activity. NCBI's taxonomy places the organism in Eukaryota, Metazoa, Chordata, Mammalia, Rodentia, Heteromyidae. The coding region runs from base 4 to 948 and encodes 314 amino acids. Gene Ontology annotation, biological process: fatty acid elongation, polyunsaturated fatty acid; fatty acid elongation, monounsaturated fatty acid; very long-chain fatty acid biosynthetic process. Gene Ontology annotation, cellular component: endoplasmic reticulum membrane; endoplasmic reticulum.
GCGAUGGGGCUCCCGGACUCGGAGUCGGGCGGGGUCCUCAGCGCGAUGUCCACGGCGCUCAACGACACGGUGGAGUUCUACCGCUGGACCUGGUCCAUCGCAGAUAAACGAGUGGAAGACUGGCCUCUGAUGCAGUCCCCCUGGCCCACGCUGAGCAUAAGUACUCUCUACCUCCUGUUCGUGUGGCUGGGUCCAAAGUGGAUGAAGGACAGGGAGCCAUUUCAGAUGCGCUUUGUGCUCAUCGUCUAUAAUUUCGGGAUGGUUUUACUUAACCUCUUCAUCUUCAGAGAGUUGUUCAUGGGAUCAUAUAAUGCAGGCUACAGCUAUAUUUGCCAGACUGUAGACUAUUCCAAUAAUGUUAAUGAAGUCAGAAUAGCCGCUGCCUUGUGGUGGUACUUUGUGUCUAAAGGAGUGGAGUAUUUGGACACAGUGUUUUUUAUCCUGAGGAAGAAAAACAACCAAGUUUCUUUCCUCCAUGUGUAUCAUCACUGUACCAUGUUCACACUGUGGUGGAUUGGAAUUAAGUGGGUUGCAGGGGGACAAGCAUUUUUUGGGGCCCAGAUGAACUCCUUCAUCCAUGUGAUCAUGUACUCCUAUUACGGACUCACGGCCUUUGGCCCUUGGAUCCAGAAGUACUUGUGGUGGAAGCGGUACCUCACCAUGCUGCAGCUCGUCCAGUUCCAUGUGACCAUUGGACACACGGCGCUGUCUCUGUACACUGACUGCCCCUUUCCCAAGUGGAUGCACUGGGCCCUCAUCGCCUAUGCCAUCAGCUUCAUAUUCCUCUUCCUCAACUUCUACGUGCGGACAUACAAUGAGCCUAAGCAAGCCAAACAUGGGAAAGUAGCCACGAAUGGUAUUGCAGCCAAUGGUGUGAGCAAAGCAGAAAAACAGCUAGUGUUAGAAAAUGGCAAAAGCCAGAGAAAUGGAAAGGCAAAAGGAGAGUAAAUUGAACGGGGCCUUAACUGUGCUUAGCAGUGAGAAAACGCCUAUGUCACAUACAAUUUCAGGGACAUCAGAAGAAGAGGGGUUGGGGUGGGGAGAAAAGGCAAAUGUGCUCUGUGUACUAGAAACCUUUAGACUGAGUAAAGUAUUCCAUACAAUACCCAGAUGUUUUAUUUAUAAAGUUUUUAUUUUAGACCUUUUUUUUUAUUAGCCUUGAUCUUAUCCAUACCAAAGCAGUCUUAUUGUGGCUUUGGAUGUUCCCGUCACUCACGUCCACUCGUCGGAUGGGUGAAGGUCUCAUGUGUCUCACAGUCACUCAUCCUUCAGUCUGGAUUUUUAGAUGAUCACAGAAACACAACCUUUAUGAAUUUUUUUUAUUUUAGUUAACUUCCCAAUGGUACUUACUAAUUAAAAUCAAUUACCUUCCAUUUUCUUGCCCAAAGAUGGAAAUGUGUAUGGCGACAUUUGAAUUUGUGCAUUUGAAUUUGUUUCUUGUCCAUGAUGUUCAGCUCUCUCCACCUCUGUAGUUAGAAGAUACCCUUUUGGUCGUAAUUAAAUUUUUUAAAAUCUGCUGAUCUCUGUAGAAUCUUAGAGGCUUGAUGAUGAUGGUGUUGGUGAAAAAAUACGAAAGACCAGGAAGAUCCCUUCCUAGUGACCUGCAGGUCACCAGAUGCGUGGCACAAAUCAUUGUGGGAAACAUUUUUUUUUCUUUUUGAUGAAAAGGCAGCCUUUGAAUAGUCAUAUCAUUAGCAAAAAUCUAUUAUGAAAGUUAAGAUUAUUGUCUGAUUGAAACAUGAAACAACUCAUAUCUUACUAGUGACAUCAUAAAAUAGUUACAUUCAUGUACAGUUAGAAAUCUGAGAGCAUGUUGAUUUUUAUCAGGCUUUCCUUGUUUUGAUUUGCGGCUGUUAUUGAUUUUUCAUAUGUGGAAAUAUACCUACCUCUUCUGUUGGAAAGAACAUUUAAAAUGAAAUAAAUUUUAAUUUAAAAAUAUCAAGGAGUCUUCUAAUGUAAAUUUUAACUUUCGUUUUAACUUACAAUUCCUUGGAGAAAUAUAUACAUAUAUAUAUAUAUGUGUGUGUCUAUAUAUGUAUAUAUGUAUAGCUUUACAAAUAGCAUACACCCAACAUUUUUUUUGUCAAUCUUUAUCUGUGCUGUCAGUAUAUUUAAUUUGGGAGUGAUACUUCCCAUGUGACUAAGUUGCAACGUCUUAUUUAUUAAUGAGAUAUGAAGUGUAAACCUAUCUUCUUGGUGCAAUUGUCUUGACUCCUUGGUGCUAAUGAUUGUUCACUUCAGUGCUGGAUGUUACAAAGUAUUUAUUGUUAAAAGAAAAGAUGAAAAAACUGAGAGCAGUCUGAUCAAGUUAAAUUUUCUGUUUGCAAGUGAAAUAUUUCACGUAGUAAGAAUGAGCAACUGGAAGUAAAGUAGAAAAGAACUGACUAACACCAAUUUGUUCCUUAGGAGACGAUGUCACAGGGAUCUUUAUGGAAAGAGAAAAAUGUGACAAAAAUAGCAUGAAUAUUUCUAAGUAUCUCAACAAACAUGUAAAACCUGCAUGGGUAAGAUGUAUGCUAUUUGUACAAACUCUUUGACGCUAUUUUGUAAAGCUAUAAAAUAUUUAUUGUGCAUUAACAUGACAUACUUUCCCCUGCAAGGCAUGUAGUCAUGAAAAUUACCUAAAAGUUGGAGCACAGAUGAUAAGUUUGUAAGAUUCCAUACCCGCGUCUCACUCCCAGUGUGUAAUGACUAGAGAUUUGUAAUUCUUUACGAACAUUCUGUAUUAGUUGAAAAGCUUCUUUCCCAGCACUUGAUUUCAGCAUAAUAAAUAUACUACUGAUGUAGGAAACAUGA